Molecule: messenger RNA, 837 nt
Organism: Acanthosepion pharaonis
Lineage: Eukaryota; Metazoa; Mollusca; Cephalopoda; Sepiida; Sepiidae
Source: the annotation of a GenBank genome assembly
AUGCUAAAAAAAACAAGAGUUAAAGAAAGUCUAAAGGUUUCCAAUUUUGGAUGUAAAGAUUGUGGUGUCUGUCUAAAAGGGACAGGAAUUGAUCUCAAACAAGAAAUUAACCGAACGCAACAUGGCAUGAUGUCAUGCUACUCUUGUUAUGAAUGUAAACCUGGGACAUAUCAGAAUGAGAACCAUGUCAUCAAAAGCUGCAAACCCUGUAACACUUGUACAAAUCAAAGAAUUUUGAGAAAUUGUUCUACAACAGAGAAUUCUAUCUGUGGAAACUGCUUGCCUGGACAUCAAGUCAAAUAUAUAAAUGGAUCAGAUGUAUGUGAAAAAAUUGAAAACUCCACUGGAAUAGCAUACAAGAUUUCCACAUUUGUUUUGUGUUCUCUCCUUUUACUAGCUAUUUUAUAUAUCAUUUACCUCAACCUCAAGAGAAAGAAAAUUAUUGAAAAAAUUUGUCCAAACAAGUUCAAAUGGGAGACCUGCUUAGAGCCAGAAAAAAAUGUUAAGAACCAUGGACAAAGAAUAUUUUCAGUAAACAAGGAGAAAUUUGAAGUCGUGGAUGAUUCAACCUUUGCUCGAAAUAUUGGCAAGGAUUGGAAAUAUGUAGCCCGUUGCCUCAAUUAUACAGAACCGGAAAUUCAGGAAAUUGAACAAAAUGAAAAACAACUCAAAGAUUGUGCACAUUGUAUGAUAAGAGAUUAUAGGCAGAAAUUCAAACGACAAAAUGAUGAAGCUCUUAUCAAAGCUUUGAUGGAAAUAAAACAAUAUAACCUGUUGAAACCAAAAGAAGCUAAUUCUGAAGCGGAACCUAGUGAAACUGAUCCACUUCAUUGUUAA